AGUCUGCAUUCCUGUCCCAGAUGGCAGUUCCUCCGUUUGGACAGAGGAAGCCCUGUUUUGCGUCCCUGGCAAAAAGGCCACUGCCACCCCUGCCCCUGCUGCCUUCAUGGCAAGCCUUGGGAAAGCGAAAGCUUUUUUUCUUUGCUCACGGAGCACAAUGCUCCCUACUGGAAGGGGCCUGAGACGAGGCAGAUGUCUUAGGAACUGAUGAGGGCUCACAGCUCUGUGGCGGGGAGAGGGACUGUGUGUCCCACGGCCAAGCAGGAUUUCCUCUCCAAAGCAGAAACUGCCAUUUCUCACUUUCCACCUUGAAUACCAAGCACAAUUCACCACUGCCAGGAGAAUUCACUGCCAGGGGUCAGCAGCCGUCUCUCCUGCAGGCCAGCACUGCACCCCACUCCCAUCUUACCAACCCACUGCUGGACUGUUUGGAAGGAAUGCUGUUGACCCUCGCACCCCUCUCAUGAAAAAACCUGAAGGUUUUCUGUCUGGCAUAAGCAGGAAGUGUGUGCAUGUUGAGGGGAGCAUGGGAAGGAAGGAAGGAAGGAAGGAAGGAAGGAAGGAAGGAAGGAAGGAAGGAAGGAAGGAAGGAAGGAAGGAAGGAAGGAAGGAAGGAAGGCUGUUUGGGACUUAGUGAAAGAGUUUCCACCCAGACCCACAGCAACUGGUCUUUGCUCACACCUCUUGCCUGCUAGUUACACCCCCAAAGCAAGAAAGGCCCUGGAAGCCUCCAUUCUCCCCCCCCAAGCCAUGACCCCUCCUGGGAUUCUCCACUCAGCAGCCCCUGAACUGGCCCUUACUUCUGGGCAUGAGGCUACUUUCCUAGGACGUUCCCCUGGGGGGUGAGAGCAAGUGAUUCCCCGGUUGGCUUGUGACUGUGCUGAUCUGUCUUUGGCUCUGCUGCUUCUCCUUGGAAUUGCACUUUGCUGCCUGCUGAUUGCAAACCCCCCCCCCUUCUGUCAUGUUCCCAACACCUGCCCUCAGCUGAGAUGGGUUAUGCAACCUUUCUGUCCUUAUUUUGCAAAAUCUGCAAUUCAGAUUCAUCAGCCUCAGCCUGAAAAGUUUUCAUUGCUCUUCUUGUAACUGCAGAAUUGAGUUGGCCUCCAUUUGCACGGACAGUGAUUUACUGUGCUGAGCUGGAAAUCAAUGUUUCUUGUCCUGGAUCUGCUCAGGAAGUCCAACGGUCAGAUGAAAUAAAGCAGAGCUUGCCUCUCAACUCAGGCAGACCUCUGCUUCUUUCCCUGGAGGGUGGGUGCCUGGUUUAAGUCCUCUCUGUUCCCCCACCCUAACAUACCCCAUGGGCCUUCUUCCCUAGUCACUCCUUCCUGUGAAAGGGGAGGGAAGUUUGCCUUUCCCUUUUCCCUUCCCCAACUGCUCUCCACUGGGCCAGAUGGAUCCAAAGCCAGGGAAUCUGAAGGGAGCUGAGAGUGGAAGUGGCUUUGGCUGUGGGGCAAGGCUCUUUGACACUUAGGAUCAACCACCUGAACCUCCUACUUUGGAUGGAGGGCAUAAAAGACUCCCGCCCCCGGCCCCCCACUUUAUAGCAGGUUAAGCAGUUUGGGGUUCACUACUUACACAACUCUUGAAAGCCUUUCCCCUUCCCUGUGCCGGGACAAAGGUUGAAACUGCCGUGAGGGACAAAGGUUGAAACUGCUGUGAGCCAGCGGCAUUGGGGAGACUGGCUGCUGGCCGGUUCCUGGCCUUCAUCUGUCCCUCCCUCCAUAAAGGGACUGAGCUCCUUCACAAGAUGCACUUUAGGCCAAGAUGAGAGACUGAGUGAGGUCCCCGAGGCCUCCUUCAAUCUUGGCUCCCUUUCUUGGCUGGGAGGCUGGGAAGGUUUCUUUCUCUCUCAGCCCUCAGCUAGGUCAGGGAAUGGUCACUCCUCUGGAUGAGCAGAACUGCUGUCCUGCUUGGAGGUGAAGGAGGCUCUCAGGAAGGACUUGGUCUCAGCUGCUACCAUGAAAAUUCCCAGUGCUGGUGGGUCGGGCCGGCUAAUGUGGCAGAUUUGGCCACAGGAUCUUGGCGCUAGGAAAGAAAGCCGGACUCCUAGGAAGGAGCAGGGAUAUGCUACAGACCCCCACCUAGUUGGUCGGGUAUCUGGCCACCCCAGAGGAGAGGAGCCAGCUGAGGCUGCUGGGCUGGCUGCUUUUUUUCCUCUCUUCUCUCCCUUGGAUGGUGGCGCCCCCCAGGCUGGCCCAGAGGAAGUUCUGCAGCGGCCCAUCCAAGAAAUGCCGCUUGAAGUUUUGGGGCGCCUGACUCUCUGUUCCUUCAUCCGGCAGAGGCCGAGAGUCUGCGACCAGGAGGCCGGGAAGGAAAGAAACGGGGCCAAGCCUCUCCCUCCCGCAGACUGUCCAGAGGUCCUUGCUGGAGUUACAAACCAGCUCUGGCCGGCCGAGAAAGCUGCGGGAUUCUUGACUCCCUCUGGGGCAGGCUAAGGGCGGAUCAAGCGAGAGAUGCCACUUGUCCGCCCGUGCUUCUCAGGCGCCUGGGGGGCGGCGACCUCUUUCCUGGAGGGGGCUCAGGUCUCUGUUGCAACACUUCGGCGGAGCAGGAGGCAGACGUGGCCAUCGGGUUUGCAGCCCAGGUGCGGGAGAUCCCGGCAGGGCGAGAGCCACUGCGGCUCUGGACUCCUUCGGCCGGGAAAACGAAGCGUUGACUUAGGCCGGGUGUCCCUUGGGAAUCUGCAAGCAUCUUCCCUGGGCGGCCGGAGAGACCGGUCUCGAUGCGCUUCUCAGCCUCCCUUGAGGGACUUCUGAGCAGGGCGGGUGCGCGCGCUCCAGACCCCUUCUAGCCGGGAGAAACUAAAUCCCGGACAAUAAAAGUCCUCUGCCCCGACACUCCUCCUGCCCUCCGGAGAUCCCAGAAACGUGGACCGUAUCCUAACCUGAAGGAGGCCGCUUGCUUGCCUGUUGCGGAAGAGAACUGGCUGCAGAAUUCGGCAGUGCCCCCGAGGAAGCCUGGCUGUCUGUCCCUGAAACUUUCCCGCGCGUGGGUUAGGAAAGAGGCCCUUUGAGGUUUCAGGCUGGGGAGGGGGAAGCGAUGCCGCGAGUGCGGAGCAGCCGGCGGAGGGGAAGUUCCAGCAGCAGAAGACGACUCAAGCCAGAGCUGGGUGUCCCAGGGCAGCGGAGGUCCGCAGAGGUCCUUGGGGUGUGCAAAACGCCUGGUCCUCCUCGGUGUCCUCUGGAAAGAUCCUAUCCGUUCACCUCCCCGCGGAGGCGGAGAAACCUAACUCCUCAGCCUGGACGGCAGCUUGGAACCCAAGGACGAGUAGUUCUUCCGGGAUGCCCGGCUUUCCGCCCCCUGCGAAGCUAAGAUUGCGAAGCCAGCAGUUUGCUUCACGCCAGCUGGGCGCGCUCCCGUGGCCUUCUAUUUUUACGCCCAACAAACAACCGGUGAGGGUGAGAGGGCCCAAGCAGGGCAGGCGGCCAGCCUCCGCCGAGCACCUGCGAAGGCGGGGACAGGCGGAGAGACAGGAUCGCCUUGGCGCCCAGAGAGCCAGGCCGCGUGCCCCUCCCCCUCAUCCGAUGGCCCGUUUCGGCCUCAGGGAAGCCGCCGGGUGAAGUUCUUCGCAAGAAUUCGCCGGCACCGGGUCGGAGAGGCUGCCUGCCUGCUGCAGCUAGGCUUCGCAGAGCCGCAGAAAGUUUUACGGGGUCUUGGAGCUAAACUGCCUCCUCCCGGCUCUCUUCCCGGGAGGGGUACAAGCGGCAGAAAAGAACAGAGAAGCGUCGGAGAAACGGAGCAAAGCUGGGCUGCUGCGGCCCCAGGGAGCCAAGUUUCUCCGGCUAGCGCUGGGAUUCCUCUCCGGUGCUCGCUCUUUGAGCACUGAGGCUCGCUGGCACCAAGCAAACGCCCCUUUCCAUGGAGAGCGCGAACGCCUCCCCUCCUCUGGAGAGUCCUGGCCAGCUCCUGCCUGAAGUCCAGCCUGGCCCUCAAUGAGCCUAGGUUCUUGGCCUAGUGCCCCUGACUUUCUGCAAUGGUCACCCGCAACAGAGGCAUGGAAAAAGUAUUCCCCUCCCCCCAUGCAGUAAGAGCUGCUCCCCCCUCCCCCCAGGCUGCUGCCGGGAAUUUCUGGCACCUUUACAGCUUCUUUUUUCUUUUUUAUCUUUCACUGCACAAUCCCUGAGUCAUGAUUCUCUGGGAGCUUCAGAAGCUGCCACUACCGCAGCAUCUCCCCACCAUCUACCUGCCACAUCAGCAGAAGCUAGCCCGUGGCUCAGGAUGCCCCCAAGACUGGCAUCCUCUGCCCCCCCUUCAGCCAGGAGCUUUUCCUUUCUCCUUUUCCCUCAUCUCCCCCACCCCCCACUCCCUUUCUAUGCGACACCAGAAGGAACUCCUUGCGAUGGGGGUUGUCUAGUUUGGGUGGUGUCGCUCUACUGAAAUGGCCACCAGCUGCUUCCCAGAGAGUGGGAUGUUGGAGCCCCACCACCUCCUGCAUCCCUGCACCGUGAGAGCUGUGAAUUUCUUCCUGAGAUGCCUGAAGCAGGCUUGGGCUUGGAGGACACAGGAAGUGUUGAUGGGAAAGGCCUGGCCCUAAAACUAGCCUAGCUAAAUUGGCAGCAAGAGUCCAGCUCCCCAUAAGUGAAAGUAGCCCUUCCUUGAUCAGCACGAAGACUUCCCUCCUGCUGCUUCAGCAGUGACUCUACCUUUGCAUGUGGGAAAGAAUCUUCUCUCUGCCCAUUUGCCACUCCUGGCCUGGUUUUCCUGCUGCCCUUCCAUCCCCUGCUCCAAAGGUUCGAACCACCGCCUAUCUAACUGACCAUCGGGGCAACCUUCUCAACCCCCAAAUAUCCCACUGGAGAGAAGUUAGCUUCCCCACUGCCCCUCGGGGGAUUCAGGGCCAGGAAGGGCCAGGCUUUCUUCCUAUUCUAGUAAACAGAUAAAGGUGCUGCCUCGCCUACCCCUGCGGAGGUCGGGCCAAUUUUUGCCACCCAAAAGCAUCCCUUGACUAUCUUGCUUGGAAGUUCCUAAGGCCUAAUUCAGGCGCCUGCGUUGGCGGAACAGACUAGGGAAAGACUCCGUCCCCGUCGGGGUAAGUACAAAGCAACUAAAGCGGGAGGGCUUGGCCGCCUGCUCCAACCGUUUAUCCGGCGCUGCGGGCGGCAGGCGGGCAACGACCUUCGGGGAGGACGGUGCUGCUCCCCAGCCCGGUAUGACAAGGCUGCGCGCGCCCUCCGCGCCUCCGCGGGGGGCCUAGUUUCAUCGCGGAGGCGGUUCCGGGAGUGUCCGCCUCCGCCUCUCGCUGCCUUUUGGACUGCCGGCUGCUGGAAGGGGCGGCCCGUGCGCGGAGCCAGAAGCGGCAACUGCGGCGGUUGGUCGCGAAAGCAACUUCGGCAGUCGGAGACUGCGGCGUCAACGGGAGAGGAGAGAGGCAGCAGAGUAGUUGCCGAGAUGGCCGUGGACUGGCUGGGAGUCGCCUUGCUGGGACUUCAGCUGUGCUCUCGGACAUUAACCUUGGAGGUGUCAGUGGGGAAGGCACCUGUUAUUUAUGCCAAGAAUGGUACCAAUGUGCUACUGCCCUGUACUUUCAACUCCUGCAUCGGCAUUGAGAAAGCCAACUUCAUAUGGAGCCACAACCAGACUGAAAUAUUCAAAGGGGUCGUAAAGAACAAAGACUCCAAGCCGGAGCCUCAUCCAGAGUACAAGUUCAACCUUAAGCACAUGUUGCCACCUGACCUACCACUCAGCAAGGAUAACCGGGAGUUCAACGUUUCCCUCCUGUUGCUUGAUGCUGACUUUGAGGACUCUGGGCCAUACACCUGCUUGGUCAAGAAUCCCAAAGAGAAGGAUGCCAACCACAGUGGCACCUUUACUCUCAAAGUGGUUGUGAUGUUGGAGAAGGUUGACAACACGCUGACACUGAUCAUUUUGUCUGUUGCGGGUGGCGUCAUUGGGCUCAUCAUCCUAAUCAUGCUGACCAAGAAACUGGUCCUCUUCAUCCUCAAGAAGACACAGAAACAGAAGGAGUGCCUUGUGAGUUCUUCAGCAAAUGAAAACACUGAGAAUGGGCUGCCGGGCUCCAAAAUAGACUCCAAAUCAUCCCCAAAGGUCUGACUCCAUGAGGUGCAGAUCUCUGGGAUCCAACCCUCCACCUUGAUCUGCCAGACUUUAGCAAGGGCAGGAGAAGACCCUCUUUCAAAUGACUGAUGCUUGAGACACAACUAUGUUACUCAACUGGCUGCAAACAAGCGCUGCUUCUUGGGAGAAACUGCAGAGACGGAUGGCAAGCCUGGCAUUGCUCAUGUCUGAAAGGUGAAGAGAGGUUCUAGACUGAGGCUGAGCUUCAGUUUCAAGAAGCCUUGUAGCUGCAGGAAUGAAGUAGAUGGGCAUUAGACCAAAGACCUGGUUCUCCUUCUGACAAUCAAAUAUCAUCAGCAUUGGGGUGUGGGUUGGAAAGGCUGCCUUCCUCCCUCAGAAGGUAGUGAAGAAAGGGAUGAGUGAAAGGGCAGGGUGAGAAGCUGGGUCUGCUUUACCUGGAAACCAGUAGGUGCACCUCUGUUUAAUAUUGGUUUCUGUGAUGCAUUCCUAUGGAGGGGGAGGUGGGUUUUGCUGGAGCAGUGGCCUAUUGGAGGUCCAGUGGAGCCAAGUAUGGUUUCCUUAUCCUCUUUAGUGGGUCUUAAUUGAGGGUCUGAGACUGAGCAUCUGGACUUGGGUCUUCCUCCAGAUCUCCUCCUGGCAAGACAGCAGAGCAGAUGUGCAGCGAUGCCUCAAGAGACAGAACCGGGUGGUGUCUCCUUUGCAUGGUCUCAUGGUGUUAGGCUGUCCUUGCUGAAUGAGAAGCUGAUGUCCAAGUGCUCCCCUUCCAUGCUGCUGAUUCUUCCCCUCAGCUUCUUUACUUGCAUGCUCAUUCCCUGGUCUCCUUGCCAGGGAGACGGGGCCUGCAGGAGCUGAGCUUUUUACCCAAGCAUGACAAGAGCAGCAUUUCUAAGGCCUUAUGACUGAAGCUCCUCCUGGCCCAAUUUAAUUCCCCAAGGAGCACCUGCCCUGCCUGUUGCCCAGGUGAACAAGAUGCCAGAUUGGCCAGAUGUCAAGUCAAGAUGGCCGAGGAGCAGCUGCAUUCUGGUCACCCCAGCACCCCCUCCCUUCCCUGGCUCCCUGCAACUGGCUGCCUUUCCCAGACCACCAGCCAGGCCAACAUCUUUAGGUUGUCUUAUUUAUUCUGAGCUAUAAUUUCAGGGGAAAAAAAAAAGAAAUCAUUAUCAGGUGUAGCUGUUGUGAUUGUAAAAGAUAUGCCCCCCUCCUAUACACACAUCAACUACAUUCACUACCAAACCUAUAAGAUGUCCCCCCCCCCACAAUACAUAUGAGCUCUUACCAAAUGCCCUUGUAAAAAAAAAACUUUCACAGCAAGCUGAAUUUUUUUUUUAAUUUACAUUUUUAUCCCGCCCUUCUCCGAAGACUCAGGGCGGCUUACAUUGUGUAAGGCAAUUGACCCGAGUGGUGAUGAGGAGAGGGCUCAGUCAGGAAUCUGUGGUCUAUUUGCUGUUUGAAAGAUAGUAUGGUGAGCAAAUGACUGAAUAGGAAGGGAAAUGGGUUUAGCUUAAAUAUUCCAACAACACUCUGUCAUUUCCACCCUCUCUGCCUUUUCUCUGGCUCUAGAAGGCCAAAGGUCCAUCAGCAUUUCCUCUGCUUUUGCUCAGGGCUGCUCAUCUUUGCUGAGAGCCCAAUAUUAUAGUGCUGAAAAUUAACCCAGCAAACAAAAUGGAGACUGCACCCUCCCUCCCCCCCCACUAUUCUUUCUCUGCCCAAUCCCUUCAGACUCAAAUUGAUACACACCCCCAGCCCCAGACAAGCCAGUCUUAAACCAACUGGAUGAAGAAACCCAACCUUCUCCUUCACAAAUGGCCAGCCAAUCAGAUUCUGAAGACUUCCUGCCUUGUAGCCCUAACUUCUAUAAACAUCUUGGCUUUCCCAUAAUUUGGAGUCCCUCUUUCUUGUAAUGCAGACACUCAACAAUCCUUGCAAUAAACACAGUUCUUCUCCCUAGUGGUGUGCUUCUUAUUUUGGCAAAAACCCACAACAGUAUACUAUAUGCAUGCUAAUAAAAUUAUGCUGUUUAUUCAAAGCGAUUAG
Molecule: messenger RNA, 8070 nt
Organism: Ahaetulla prasina
Lineage: Eukaryota; Metazoa; Chordata; Lepidosauria; Squamata; Colubridae
Gene: SCN4B
Product: sodium voltage-gated channel beta subunit 4
Exons: 5
Coding region: 5389-6051 (220 amino acids)
Biological process (GO): regulation of sodium ion transmembrane transporter activity; regulation of ventricular cardiac muscle cell membrane repolarization; cardiac muscle cell action potential involved in contraction
Cellular component (GO): voltage-gated sodium channel complex; membrane
Molecular function (GO): transmembrane transporter binding; sodium channel regulator activity
Source: RefSeq, a predicted model, not a curated record